AUGCCAUGCCAUGAGUUCAAUGAGCUGGAGUACUUCAGCUACAAUCCUGUCUUGGGUUACUACAAGUAUUUCAAGUUAAAUUAUUGGGGGUAUUCAACUAUCAAUUACUUCUCACCUAAGUUGAGAUAUGCAUCUGUUGGUGGUCGUAAUGGUGGCCUUGAUGCAAUAAAUGAGUUCAAACAACUUAUUAAAGAGGCACACAAACGUGGAAUCGAGGGUGUUGAUAAUAGUGUUUUUUAUAUGCUUGCACCUAAGAUAUUGGAAGAUGAUUUACUGACAACUGGCUCAUCUCUCACCAACCCACCAUUAAUUGACAUGAUUAGCAAUGACCUAAUACUUCGAGGAGUGAAGCUUAUAGCUGAAGCAUGGGACUGUGGAGGCCUUUACCAAGUUGUAAGGCAGUUCAUUAAGGGUACAGAUGGAUUUUCUGGUGUUUUUGCUGAAUGGCUUUGUGGGAGCCCUAAUCUAUACCAGGAAGGUGGUAGAAAACCAUGGAAUAGUAUAUACUUCAUAUGUGCACAUGAUGGCUUUACACUGGCUGACUUAGUUAUGCAUAGUGACAAACAUUACCUUGCAAAUGGUGUAGACAACAAAGAUGUAGAAAGUCACAAUAAUAGCUGGAAUUGCGGGCAGUCUUAA
Molecule: messenger RNA, 639 nt
Organism: Lactuca saligna
Lineage: Eukaryota; Viridiplantae; Streptophyta; Magnoliopsida; Asterales; Asteraceae
Source: the annotation of a GenBank genome assembly